GAUCUGGAGGAUGCUACAGGCCUAAAGUUUGUGAAGUCUGGAAUUGGAAGUCUGACUGAGGUUGCCUACAAGGCCCAUGAUGACCGCUACUUCAUCCUUACAUUCGUCCUUUGUGGCUGCAUUGCUGGUAUCUUGCUGGCGGUGUUCGUUGUGUACCUGAUCAGGCGUAACUCGCGCUCCAAGGACAAACUGCAGCAGAUCACCGCUGGACCUGAGGGGAAUGCAGAGGCCGCUUCAAAGGAUUACCAGGACCUGUGUCGCCAGCGCAUGCAGAGCAAGUCCUCAGAGAAACCCGAGCCUCUCCAUGCAGCAACCUCACGCAUGGGCAGUGUGUCUGAGGCCCAGGUACGCAGCCCAUCCAGCAGGAGCAGCACCUCAUCAUGGUCUGAGGAGCCAGUUAACUCCAACAUGGAUAUCUCCACUGGCCACAUUGUCCUGACGUACAUGGAGGAUCACCUGAAGAACAAGGACCGGCUGGACAGAGAGUGGGAGGCCAUGUGCGCAUACGAGGCUGACCCCUGCAGCUCCAAUGUCGCCACGGAGAUGGCCAACGCACGCAAGAACCGCUACUCUGAUGUGCUGCCGUAUGACCACUCGAGGGUUGUGCUGACCACUAACACCAACGUGUCUGGCUCCGACUACAUCAACGCCAGCACCAUUACGGACCAUGACCCUCGUAACCCUGCCUACGUGGCCACCCAGGGACCUCUUCCCCACACCGUGGCAGACUUCUGGCAGAUGGUGUGGGAGCAGGGAAGCGUGGUGAUAGUGAUGCUGACCAAACUGAUGGAGACCGGCGAGGCUAAAUGCCACCGAUACUGGCCGGAGGAGGGCAGCGACCUCUACCACAUCUAUGAGGUGCACCUUGUCUCAGAGCACAUCUGGUGUGAGGAUUACCUGGUAAGAAGUUUCUACCUGAAGAACCUCCAGACCGGAGAGACGCGUACCGUGACCCAGUUCAAUUUCUUGACCUGGCCCGACCUUGGCAUCCCGACCUCCAUCAAGGCUCUCAUGGACUUCCGCAGGAAGGUAAACAAGUCGUACAGGGGCAGGUCCUGUCCCAUCCUGGUACACUGCAGUGAUGGAUGUGGCCGCACUGGAACCUAUUGUCUUAUUGACAUGGUCCUGAACAGGAUGGCUAAAGGGGCCAAGGAGAUUGACAUUGCUGCGACCUUGGAGCACAUCCGUGACCAGAGGGUCAGCAUGGUGAAAACUAAGGAGCAGUUCCAGUUUGCACUUGCUGCAGUGGCAGAAGAGGUGCAUGCCAUACUGAAGGCGCUCCCACAGUAGUCAUGUGACCAUAUUGCAGCCAACCAAUUGGUUGGCCUGCCUGUCACAUGACUCAGACUUUGAAUCUGAUUGGCUGUUUUGAAAUUUGCAAUGAAGUUUCUAAUGGACUGGAAUUUAGAACAUUCAACUAAAUAUACGUAUUGCAUGGUGUUGUUUGUGGCUGAAAUUUGUCAUUGUUACUGGAUAUCUAUUUUAUGAAAGUUGUUUCAUCAUAGCUAUUGUAAUUGCAUAAUAUGCUUUAUCAUACUUUUGGUUUCUAAAAAUUGUAUACCAAAAUUUCCAAAAAACAUGUUAUGACUUCAUAGGGCAAUGGCAAUUAAAAUAUUUCUUUCUGCUAUCAUUGAUUGUAUAGUAUCAGACAAUUUAAAACAGGAAACUUUGGAAAUUAAUGCUUUUAGAUAUAUUUUCUCAUUUCUACAAAAUGUUUUUUUCUUUUAUGUUUGAAAAAUUAGUGUUGUGAAUUUCAUUAUCUUCCUCAUCAUUUAAACUUCACUUACAUGAUCAAAUCCCAGUAAACAUUCGCUGACCUUGAUUAAUGGGUAUCAUUGUGAACACCUUAAAAAUAGUAGGUCCGUUUUCGGAAAUCACAAGAUUUUGUUAAGGAUUUGUUCUAUAAAAAGUUUUGUAUUCGAUUUGCUAAUUGUAAGCAAACAAAUAAUAAAUGAACAAAAAUUGUUGACAUAAUUUAUUUCAAUAUUUGUUUGUUAUUUGAACUAUUGAACUUACGCUGAUGUUGAUGUUAAAUAACAUUUACUGGUGUUAACACCAAAGAAUAUCUUGGAAACUGUUAUAUUAAUUAUUCA
Messenger RNA from Dreissena polymorpha, 2093 nucleotides. RefSeq names its product receptor-type tyrosine-protein phosphatase N2-like. Gene Ontology annotation, biological process: protein dephosphorylation. NCBI's taxonomy places the organism in Eukaryota, Metazoa, Mollusca, Bivalvia, Myida, Dreissenidae. Gene Ontology annotation, molecular function: protein tyrosine phosphatase activity. The coding region runs from base 268 to 1290 and encodes 340 amino acids. The record is from RefSeq and is a predicted model, not a curated record. The transcript is spliced from 13 exons. Gene Ontology annotation, cellular component: secretory granule.